Messenger RNA from Xyrauchen texanus (razorback sucker), 2482 nucleotides. RefSeq names its product rho guanine nucleotide exchange factor 37-like. NCBI's taxonomy places the organism in Eukaryota, Metazoa, Chordata, Actinopteri, Cypriniformes, Catostomidae. Bases 203 to 2482 code for a protein of 759 amino acids. Gene Ontology annotation, cellular component: cytoplasm. Gene Ontology annotation, molecular function: guanyl-nucleotide exchange factor activity; protein binding. The transcript has 14 exons. The record is from RefSeq and is a predicted model, not a curated record.
AGAGAGAGAGAGAGAGAGAGACAGACAGACAGACAGUGUAUCCUCAGUGAUCCUAUUUGGAUCCCCACUGCUAAAAUCCCACCUCCCCCCUGGCUCAGUACACUCAUCUGACCCACCCAUCCCCCCUCACUCACUCACCCACCCAUGCCACAUGAGGCCCUGCAGUGUGACUCAGUGAACAAACCCACACAAGUCUGAGAGUAUGUGCCAGGCUUUCCUCAGCUGUACACCUCACUUUUCCAGCACAAGGAAGGGAGACCCAGAGGGUUUGUGGUACUGCUGCAGUGCAGCAGUUUUAGGGCUCUCAGUCAGCAAGCACAUCCCCACAAUGGCGAAUUCCCUGAAGGCAAAUGUGCCUCCAACCGUGAGAGUGACAGCUGAGGAGGAGAUAGCUGGGGAGAUCGGAGAGCAGACAGGAGGUAAAGUGAUUGAUGACACUGUGGAAGAGCCUACAGAGGAGGAGGAGCAUGAAGAGGAAAGAAAGGCAAGGGCUGCUGCAGAGGAGGCAACAUCCAGAGACAGGGCAGCUCAGAGGCAGUUCAUGGUCAUUGAGGAGAUGGUGCAAACAGAACGAAACUACCUUAAACAUCUUCAGCUCUGCACGGUCACCAUCCACAACAACCUGCAGAAACUACAGCCGCCUCCCCCAAACCUGGACAAUAUGUUCCAGCACAUAGAUGAAGUCAUGGAUGUUUCCAGCAGACUGCUGAGCCUUUUUGACCAGUCACAGAUAUUACACAUCAAUCCAAAAUACCUAGAAACUAUCUGUGACUCUUUCCUGAGUCUGUCUCAAGACAUAGAGAUGGCUUACAAGGAGUACCUGGCCAACUACAAUAACAUCACCGCUCUUGAGAACAGCUACAAACAGAAAGAGACCCUCUGGCUUGAGAUGGUUAAAAUCAUUAAGUCAUCUGCUCCUGAUGUGAAUGCAUCCACUCUGAGUUUCUUCCUGGUUAUGCCGGUUCAGAGAAUCGCCCGUUACCCCCUUCUGCUCCAGACGAUCCAGAAAUAUACAGACCCACAGCACCCUGCCUACUCCUUACUGGAGCACACCGCGCACACUGCGGUGCAGAUCAACUGUAGGAUCAAUGAAUACAAACGCUUCCGUGAAGUCGCUGACAAGUAUAAGAAGACCGAGAACCUGACCAUCAAGGACAAGAUAAAUCGUCUGAGUGGCCACAGCAUUGCCAAGAAGACUGCUCGGCUAAGCCAGUACAUAAAGCACGAGACAGGAAUGUUACCAAAGCUGAAGGAUGAAGAAUUUGACACCCUUGUCGGCUUCUUCUUUGUGCUUGAGAGAGGCAUCUCAGAGCUCCAUGAUAACAUGAAGGCCUAUCUCCACCAUUUACAGAGAUUCCUCAGCUGCAGACCAGAAGAAGCUGAUCUUGAUCUGGAAGGCGAGAAAGCUGCUCUGUUCUCUAAAGAAAUCACAGUGGCACUCAGACAGUGGAUAUAUCCUACAUAUGAGAAGCGUUUGAAAACUUUGGUCUUUAUGCCCUUGAGCUCAUUGCGGGAGCUGAUGGCAGGACCACGAAACCUAAUUCGCAAGCGUCAGGACAAGUUACUAGACUAUGAGUUGAUUGAAGAGAAGAGCAACCUGAGCUUCGAGGAACAAGCCAUAGCCAACACCUACAAGACCAUGAACACAUUGCUGUUGACUGAGCUGCCGCAGUUCAAUGGGAAAGCCUUGCAGCUCCUGUGGGCUACACUAGAGGCCUUCAGCUGUCUGCAGAGAGACCUGGCGGCUGAUAUGGAACAGCUGGCUACCAGCUUUACACAUCAGCUCCCACACAGUAAUUUGGAAGCUGGUGAGUUUUGGAAGUGGGCGGAGUGUUCAGUGCUGGAAGGUUCGAGGAGGAUGGAUAGUCUGUGUCGGAGUGCUCAAGAUGAUCUCAAUGCUCCCAUUGUGCAGGCACUCAGUCCAGGGUCUGAACAGCGUCUGAAGACUCUGACUGCCAAGCACGGCUCAGAGAAGAUCUACCAGCUGACAGGCCCAGUGGUGGGCACUCGUGACCUGGACCUGACCCUCAGCAAGGGAGAGCUGGUAGCUGUCGUCAGUGAGAUGGACACGCGUGGAGACCGUCGCCGCUGGCUGGUGGAUGCAGGAGGACCCAGAGGAUAUGUGCCUGCCUCAAAGCUGACUCGCUACCACCAGGUGACUGUAGACCUGCCUCCAUCUCCUCGUCUAAAUGUCACACCCACCGGUCCAGGACCCCGAAGACACUCCUAUACACCCGGAGCCCCGCCGCUCUUAAACAUCAUGACCAAACCCUGUUUUCAGCAGCGGUUUCUUACACAACUUACAAAUUACGUUGGUUUUGUCAACAAUCUCGCCUUCGAUACUCCAGAAACCGAAGAAGCGCCACACAGCACUAUUAAGAUGUUUUAUGUGAGUAAGAUCCUCUCCGACUGCGAGUCCUCACUGUAUUUUCCAGCCAUUUUUGAAAUUAUCAACGCAGCCGUGCCGCAUAUAAUGGGUUGA